AACGAUUUUACAUGUAGUCUUUGCAGAGAGGCACCCCACACACACACACACACACACACACACGCACACACAUUCUUAUACUUACAUUAUACUUUAUUUAUAUAUACACACACACUCUCUCUCUCUCCCACACACACACACACAUGGAGCAUGGAUGGAUUAAAGAGAACAUCUGAAUAAGGAACACGUUCAUUUUGAGGGAAGACUGAAGAAGAAUAAAGAAGGUGGAUUCUUUCUGAAAGUGUUUUCAGCGUGUAUUCAUCUGAUUCAUCAUCUGUGUGUCAGUGAGUGUGAGUGAGUGAGUGUGUAUCAGCUGUUAGAUGAUGUUGGAGAUGAAGCGAGUUGUUCUCCUGCUCUCUGUCCUGCUCCUGACCUGCGCUGCUCCUCUGCAGCAGAAUAAUGAGGUGAGCAGUUCACAGGAAUCCCAGGUUACCUCACGGGUCAAUCAGUUUUGGGGAACCCCAGGAAGUGACAUCAUAAUCACGGCACCGGCAGGUUUUGGAAAACCCAACGAGAAUGGCCAGAGCACCGUUACAGUCAGUUUACGGGACGAGAAUACCAAGGUUUCCGUUGAUGUCGUGAGCUUCAUCUUCUCUGUGAGCAGUGAGGAAAUGUCUACAUCUAAGCUUGGAGAAAGCAACGGAGGAUUCAGUGAUGAAGGAACGCAGGAUAAUGGGGCUCGACCUGGCAGAACCGAAGAGGAAAACAACCCUGAUAGUGACGGGGAGGGGAGUGAAGAGGGAUUUGAACCAACAGCUGGACCUGUGGUGCGAAAGAGUGAUGAAGAGUUGGACAAACGCGAGGAGGAAACUCCAAAUCUAAGAGAUGAUAAGAGUGAUGAAGAUCAGUCUGACACCAGAGUUGACUCUGAAGAAUAUGACCCAGACCAUCCAAAAGUCUUUGAAAUGUCAACCACCUCAGAUACAACCAGCUUACAGGAGGACACAAAUGAGUCUGAUUCUGGAUCAGAGCACAAAAAGACCAAGGUCCAUACUGACAGCAAAGAAACUUCUGCCCCACACUAUCUCUCCAGACAACUCUCAGGUCUCGCAGUUCUUGCAUCUACCUUAAUCCAUGAGGAAACCAUUUCAGCAGAAGCAAAUGGCAAAGGAACCGACCCUAGAUCAGAUAUUUCCUCUGUAGAAGGUCAGACUGUUCCCUCAAACUCAGAACCCAUGUUAGGACCUUUUCAGACAGCUUCAUCACUCAGCUCCAGCUCGGAGGAGGAAACAGAUGAUGAGUGUAAGACAAGUGUCACUGAUCCAACACCGAAAAUGACCCCAAGUCACAAAUCAGGUCCAGAGUCUGUGGUAAAUACAGAAGUGGUGAAGAAGAAUGAAGGUUCUCCAACACCUUUCUUCUCUGGUUCAGACUUUGAAUAUGUUAAUGAUGACUGGCAGUAUGAUCCCAGAUAUUAUGACCCAUACAGGAACCAUCCUGAGUAUGCUGCAGCGUAUGACCCCUAUGGUGCAGGGUAUGACCCUUAUCAAGCAGGGUAUGACCCUUAUCAAGCAGGGUAUGACCCCUAUGGUGCAGGGUAUGACCCUUAUCAAGCAGGGUAUGACCCUUAUCAAGCAGGGUAUGACCCUUAUGGUGGAGGUUAUGACCCAUAUCGUGCAGGAUAUGACCCCUAUGGUGCAGGUUACGACCCCUAUGGUAAAAGGUAUGAUCCCUAUCAAGCAGGAUAUGACAACCAGGACCCAUAUCAUGAAACAGAGAGUGAAGAUCCAAGACACGACAUAGAGCAAGAAACCACUCCAGCAUACUCAGUUGAAGAAAACGAGAGCCGUCCUACAGAGAUUUCAAAUAACCAGGAUAACUCACACAGCGAAGAACAACCCCUGUCACCCUCCAUUUCACCAUCAAGUACACCAGUAUCACUUCCUGAAGGUUAUGAGAACAUGGAUUCUGCACACAACAUGCCAUCAGAAGAACCAUCAAACUCCAGCUCUAUUGAAACCAGCAGAGAAAUGGGACUGAGGGCUUCCACCAGUCCUCCAGAUCCCGCUGUGUCCAACAGUGAAGAGGGUACCAAAACCCGAGCUGAUGCUGUGGGCUCCAGCAGUGAGGAGAGCGUUGAGACCACAGACUCUGAACAAGAGAGCCAGAAUACAAUGGACCAGCUAGGAAACCAGGGAACUCCUGAUCCAUCUUCCCACAUGUCUCUGCUUCAGGUCAUCCAGGAGGUGAACAAUGAAGAAGAACCUCAGAGUCAGUCAAAUGCAGAUCUCAUACCCACAUUUAGUUCAGAAGAAGAUGAUCCAUUGGUCAACACAAUCGAGCGCAUCGUGGCUCUUGCAUUCAAUGGUGGAUCCAAUGAAGAAGGUACUGUUGUUGGGACGAACCCUGACUCUAGCCCCUCAGACAACACCAUCUCUGAAAACAACCAAAAUGAAGAAUCAUUUUCAAAUGAAUCUGCAACCGGUAGCCCAGGAAUCAGUUCAGAAGUGACUCAUGAAUCAGUGGACCUCACUACAGAGAGCCCAGUACUCAAUUCUGAAUCAGUUCCAACAAGCGAUUCACUUGUUAGCAAUGAAGACGCCUCCAGUGAGAGCACCACGCCAAAUCUGAGCGCUAGCCCGCACAUUACAACUCAGAACAGCGGAGGAUUAGCUGAUAGUGCUGAAGCUAAUGCUAAUGCUAACACUGCUAAUGACAGCGUGGAGUCACAGGAGUCUCAGAUCAUUACCACAUCCACAGUGUUCUCCAUUGCUAGCCAACCAAGCCACUUGCAGAACAAUGAAAACAGCAGUGAUGAGGAAAACACACGAGACAGGAAGGCCAACCAGGGGAUAAUCAGUCAAUUUCCUGUAGAGACACCCGCUAAAGUAAUAGCCGCUAAUCUCUGGACGUCUUUCCUCCAAGCCCUGAAUGUUCCCAUUCCUAAUCAAAGUGGAAAAUCAGUCCGGAAAAAUGUCCAAAGGCCACAAAGUACCAGACGUUAUCAUCAGCGUAGCAACAGGAGACAAAAAUCUGACAGCAGUGAGGAAAGUAAAUAAAAUAAAAUAAAAUAUGCGUAAACUUAGCACGUUUUUCACAAUUAAAGGCGAAGUCAGGAAUUGCUAAUGAAAAGUUGGGGCUUGGUCCUGCAACAUAAGCAGUUUAUUAGGUUAGCAUGUUAGCAUUCAUACACACUAUUCGCAAUCAUAUUCUGUGUUAGCGACCAUGUUAUCCUUUAACAAACAUGCACACAGUUAGCAAAUGAUUCUCUUCUAGCAUAGAUCUCUGGAGCAGCCAUGACACUGUUUAAACAAGUUUCCUGAUUGGAGCUUUAAUGUUUUUUGUUUUGUUUAGUUUUAAUUCCUCAUGUGGUUGAUGUAGGUCUGUUUUCUCCUCUCAGGAAUGAAUUGCUGUAUUUCUGGAAUGGAAAUGUGAUCCAGAUUUAAACACAAACAUCUUUUACCUCGAAUAAAACGAGAUGUAAUGAUACUGAUAGCUUAAUAAAAAUUCUGUAUUGCAAGUUUAUCAAUAUAAUGACCUGGGAAAAGUUUUUUAUUUCCAGACUGAUCUUGUACUCCAAAAGCAUGAUUUCUAUUUAAAUGAUCAAUAAAUAAAAUAAAUAAAUCUCAUAAUGCAAUGGUUCAUGCA
This is a messenger RNA of Ictalurus punctatus (channel catfish), 3588 nucleotides long. RefSeq names its product dentin sialophosphoprotein. Bases 321 to 2999 code for a protein of 892 amino acids. The record is from RefSeq and is a predicted model, not a curated record. NCBI's taxonomy places the organism in Eukaryota, Metazoa, Chordata, Actinopteri, Siluriformes, Ictaluridae. The transcript is spliced from 3 exons.